UAAAUUUUUGCAAUAAAAAUUUCCUUUUUUUAAAAAUUCCAAUUUUAUUCGCAAAAAACUGAAACUUUGGAAUUGGGAAUUUCCAUUGAACAUUUAUGAACAUUGCAAAAUAUUCUGAAAAGUGAAAAAAAAAAAAAAAAAUUAUCGAGAAUGUCAGGUUCUCCUUCCAGCAAAUUAAGGCAACAACAUUCAGUCCCAAAUUCGAGGAAUGCGAGGGGUUCGAUUCUUGUUAGAGACAACAAUAGCCCGCGCGUGCCGCUCGCUAAAACAAGCUCACCAUCGCCAACACGACCAAGUGUAAGUUUCAGCAACAACCGCAAUCAGAUAAAAACCAAGGGGACGGAGACGAAGAAAUCAACGCCACAGUCUACAACUUUUGCCAAUAAUGCCACUGCUUCUGGCAGAAUGGUUGCAACUCAGUCUAGAAUUAAAUUAAAGGUUGAUGUGAAGCUUCCUGGCGGUGAUAAGCCGUCUACGCCACGCAAAACUCCUCUUCCCACGGCAGUCGUCGCUAAGUCUUCAGCACGCAAACCAGUCGCUCCCCCGCCAACUCCUCCUUCUUCCCUUAUAGGAGGGACCGUAACACCCAUAAAACCAAAAGUAAAUUCUUCAACCUCAACCCAUAAGAAUGUUACCCCUACCUGGAAUCGUAAUAAUAACGUAGCACAGCGUUCCACAGAACCAAAAAUGGCCGAUAAGGCUUUGGAUAGCAGAGGUGACGACGUAAGCACGCAAACUAACGAAGCUGAAAUCCUCAACUAUUCGUUGUUGGUGGGCGAUGUUAAAUUUAUGAAAGCAAGCAAACAUGUACUAAUCGAAAUUGAAAGACAACGUAAUGAUUAUAAAACAAAACAAUUGCUAAAGACUCAGCGUAAAUUCGAACAACACUCUGAACGACAAGAAGAGCAUAUAAGCGAUUUAAAAGAGUUCUUGGAAAGAUCUUACGUAACCCGAAAACACCGUAAACCGAGAGAUACUCUAGAAGAAGAUAAAAGAAUAAUCACUUCAAUGGAUCAAAUAUUGAACCGUGAGAUACCAAAAACUGAAUCGGUAACAAAUAUUAAAGCUCGAAUUAAACGCAAGGAGCAAGAGCUGUUAAGUCUAUUCGAUAAUGUUCAAAAUGUGCGUACUAUGGGUAACAAGAACUAAAUGGUUUGAAAACUGUUUGUAAUUUGUAUUUAAAAAAUGAAAUAUGCGUAAUAGGUACCGAAAAAAUGAAGUAAUGCGUCUAGCAAUAUAUUGAUCGUAUUAUAAAAUUGACAAAAUAAAUUAUUCUAUGUAACAAUUCCUGAGUUUACUUAGAAAACAUAUUUUUUAUUUAUUUAUUUAAUUUUUAUUUUAGUUUUUUUUUUGUUCUGUCCUGGAAGAAAGAAAA
This is a messenger RNA of Glossina fuscipes, 1375 nucleotides long. RefSeq lists its product as uncharacterized. The transcript is spliced from 2 exons. Lineage: Eukaryota; Metazoa; Arthropoda; Insecta; Diptera; Glossinidae. The record is from RefSeq and is a predicted model, not a curated record. The coding region runs from base 151 to 1149 and encodes 332 amino acids.